ACCAACGCAUCAAAAGAAGAUGCUUAUAGGUUAAGAAACUUCAUCCACUAAAAACCCUAAAAAAAAUAAUAAAACAAAAAGAAUAAGAGAAUAAGCGCAAAGGAAAAACAAGAUAAAGCCUCUUCUUUUCUUUCCUCCUCCCUCCAUCUCCACUUUAAUGCUGUUUUUUCCUUUAUCACUUUCUUUGGCUCUGCUAUUCCACUAGUGUGUGUGAUUCUCCACCAUCUCCCUAAAGAGCCAUCAAAACUUUAUUAAAGAAGAAAAAAAUAAAAACUCAAAAGGAUUUCAACACCAUGGUUUUCUCUUCUAUUCCAUCCUAUUUAGAUCCUCUCAAUUGGCACCAACAACCAAAUCCACAUCAAGCAAAUGGAAGUGAUAGUCAUCAAUCUCAUAACUUGCUUCCACAUGGUGGAGGCUCAAUGAUUAGGCCUAGCUCGAUAGCGAAUUCAAAUCAAGCUCAGGUUCAGACUCAGACUCAAGCUCAACAACCUAAAAUACAACCUCAAGAGACAACUUUAAAGUGUCCUCGUUGUGAAUCAACAAACACUAAAUUUUGUUACUACAACAACUACAACUUAUCUCAACCAAGACACUUUUGUAAGACAUGUAGGCGUUAUUGGACAAGAGGGGGUGCAUUAAGAAAUGUUCCUGUUGGUGGAGGGUGUCGUAGGAGCAAGAAAACCAAAAAGAGUACUACAACUAAUACUACUAGCUCUAAGACUCCAUUACUAUCUAAUAGUAAUGAAAAAGAUUAUUCACUUUCAAAUUCAACUUCACUUGGUGAAUUCCUACAUCCAACUAAUAAUAGAACUUAUUUGACUCCUCUUGGUGUUGGAAACAUUGGUCAAAUGGGGUUUCAAAUUGGAGAUUAUAGUUCAAAUAUUGCUGUUGGAGAAGGUGGUGGAGGUUUGGAUCAAUGGAGGUUUCAACAAUUUCCUUUCUUGAAUGGUUUUGAGUCAAAUUCAAAUGUUUCUUACCCAUUUCAAAGUGAAAUUGUUGAACCACCAACUACUUCUAGGGUUACUCAUAUGCCUUCAUCGGUUAAAUUGGAAAACAUUAAUGGAGGUUUGAAUUUGCUAAGAUCUUCAUUGAGUAUCUCGGAGAAUAACAACCAUUACAAUUCAUGGCCUGAUUUUUCUAGUCUUGCUUCUUCUUCCGCUAGUCAUCUCUAGAUAUCAUCUUUCAUGGAUCAACGACAAAAUGAAUUUCUCCAUGAUUAACAAGUUCCACAAUCUUCAUACGGCAAAAAUCAAUGCUUAUUGUUAAUUUAAAUUGACAUAGGCAUGAUAUAAUUUGGUUUUAAUUAUAUAUAUGUUCAUUGUCAUUUGAUUAAUUGUUUAUGUUUAUGCGUUGAGUCAAGUUAAUUUCUUGUGUAGUACUUGAACUUUCUUUGAUUUGUACAACAAUGUGUGCGUGUAUUGAUCAACUAUUUUGUGUUUGCUUUCUCAUGUUAAUUAUAUAUAUAAUUAUUAUUUGGCUACAAA
Messenger RNA from Cicer arietinum (chickpea), 1484 nucleotides. RefSeq names its product dof zinc finger protein DOF3.6-like. The record is from RefSeq and is a predicted model, not a curated record. Gene Ontology annotation, biological process: regulation of DNA-templated transcription. Gene Ontology annotation, molecular function: DNA binding; DNA-binding transcription factor activity. Lineage: Eukaryota; Viridiplantae; Streptophyta; Magnoliopsida; Fabales; Fabaceae.